Messenger RNA from Elaeis guineensis (African oil palm), 1207 nucleotides. Its product is annotated as large ribosomal subunit protein uL10. Gene Ontology annotation, cellular component: cytosolic large ribosomal subunit. Gene Ontology annotation, molecular function: structural constituent of ribosome; large ribosomal subunit rRNA binding. The record is from RefSeq and is a predicted model, not a curated record. Gene Ontology annotation, biological process: ribosome biogenesis; cytoplasmic translation; ribosomal large subunit assembly. Lineage: Eukaryota; Viridiplantae; Streptophyta; Magnoliopsida; Arecales; Arecaceae.
CAGGUUUUCCUCCGCUCUCUUCCUAUUGUUUCAUUCCGUUUGCAGGGUUUCUCGGCACGAAUCAGCCAUGACGGUCAAGCUCUCCAAGUCCGAGAAGAAGGUGGAGUACGACAAGAAGCUAUGUCGUCUUCUGGACGAGUACAGCCAGGUGCUGAUCGCGGCGGCGGACAACGUGGGUUCGAAUCAGCUUCAGAAUAUCCGGAAGGGGCUCCGGGGGGAUUCGAUUGUCCUCAUGGGCAAGAACACGAUGAUCCGGCGCUGCAUCAAGGUGCACGCCCAGAAGACCGGCAACAAGGAGUGCCUCAAUCUCCUUCCCUUGCUCGUGGGGAAUGUGGGAUUAAUUUUCACGAAGGGAGAUCUGAAGGAGGUUAGGGAGGAAGUGGCAAAAUACAAGGUUGGAGCUCCUGCCCGUGUCGGACUUGUUGCUCCGAUCGAUGUUGUGGUUCCCCCUGGAAACACUGGAUUGGACCCAUCACAGACCUCCUUCUUUCAGGUGCUCAACAUUCCAACCAAGAUCAACAAGGGUACUGUUGAAAUUGUUACCCCUGUUGAGCUGAUCAAGAAAGGAGACAAGGUUGGCUCUUCUGAGGCUGCCCUUCUUGCCAAGCUUGGCAUAAGACCAUUCUCCUAUGGUCUCGUCAUCCAGUCAGUGUAUGACAAUGGUUCAGUCUUCAGUCCUGAGGUCUUGGAUCUCACUGAGGAUGAUUUGAUCGAGAAGUUCGCAGCAGGUGUUUCUAUGGUCACUUCGCUGUCCCUGGCCCUUUCCUACCCUACUGUAGCAGCAGCACCCCACAUGUUCAUCAAUGCCUACAAGAAUGUUUUGGCAGUUGCAAUUGCAACUGAGUAUACUUUCCCACAGGCCAAGAAGUUGAAGGAGUUUUUGGAGGAUCCUAGCAAGUUUGCCGUCCUAGCUCCUGUUGCAGCUGCUGAAGCUGCUGCGACACCUGCCGCAGCAGCCAAGGAAGAAGAAAAGAAAGAGGAGCCUGCUGAGGAAUCGGAUGACGACUUGGGGUUUUCAUUAUUCGACUAGGAAUAUUUAGAACAAAAAAAAAAAAAAUAGAUCGCUUCAUAAUUUUGCUUUGGUAGACUGGUUUCUGACCAGAAGUUUUGGAUGGUAGUUGCUUUUUUAUGUCCUGUCACUUUUGGAUUGUUAUAUCGUGCACUAUAUUUUUUUUAAUGAUAUAUUUUAAGUAUUCUAUUUGGUUAA